GACGGAAAGCUGAGAUCAGGAGAUGCGCCUGAGAUUGAUCGUUCAGAUCUGAGAAAGAUGCUGAUGGAGAGCCUACCUCACGACACCGUUCGCUGGGGCUACAAGCUCUCGCGCGUCGAAGAAAGCAGUACAGGACUAAGCCUGCGUUUCGCGAACGGCGAGGUGCUAGAUGGCUUCGACUUGAUCGUAGGUUGCGAUGGUGCUUUCAGCAAGACACGCAACCUCUUGACGUCAGAAAAGCCGUAUUACACUGGCCUAGGCGGCUGGACAAUGUACAUACCCGACGCGGAAAACACAGUACCAGACGUAUACAAGUUUGUCAACAGAGGCAGCGUCUUCGUCUAUGCAGGCGACAAAUCUCUGGCCAUACAACAACUCUCUGACUCCUCCAUCUACGUCUCCUACUACGGUCAGCACCCAGAAGACUUUACGCAAACGUGCGGUUUCGACGCUCAAAACGACGUCGAAUCAGCGAAAUCGUUUCUGAGAAAAGCUCUGCACGAUUGGGCACCGCAGCUCCGCGACACAGUAGAAAAAGCAGAAGCGGGACUCGUGUGGAGAAACUUGUACCAACUCCCAGUAGGCUUCACCUGGCCACAUCGACACGGUGUCACCCUCUUGGGCGACGCAGCGCAUGUCAUGACGCCGUUUGCGGGUAUUGGUGUUAACACGGCGUUCUAUGAUGCCAUGGUUCUCACCGAGCAGAUCGUCGCGUACAGCUCAUCUAGCUCCGCCGGCGAGGGCGUUAAUCAGGUGGAGGCACUGGGUCAGUAUAUCGAGAAGUAUGAGAAAGAGAUGUUCAGGCAUGCACAUGCUGCGCAACGACGUACGGAGGGCGCGAAGAAUGCUAUGCUGUUUACUCCUGGGGCGCCGCGCACGAGUAUUGAGACGUGGAUUCUUUGGCAGGUGGAGGAUCAGGUGCCUAGGUGGGGUAAGCCGUUUGUUGCGGUGGUGGUUUAUGUGGUGUAUUGGGUUUAUAAGCUCCUUGUGUAGAAUUUG
Molecule: messenger RNA, 999 nt
Organism: Alternaria rosae
Lineage: Eukaryota; Fungi; Ascomycota; Dothideomycetes; Pleosporales; Pleosporaceae
Exons: 1
Coding region: 58-993 (311 amino acids)
Molecular function (GO): FAD binding
Source: RefSeq, a predicted model, not a curated record